CCGUGAAACGUACUAUAGUUUGAAGUUUCACACUCGUGCGGUAUUGAUUAAUUUAUGUACCUAUAGUCUACAGAUGGGCGAUGGCGAAUGCCGGAUGCCCAAUUAAAUAUUAAUACAUUUCUCAAUUUCUAAUAUAUUUAUUUGUUGUUAUUGUUAACUUUUGCACCGGUUUGUUUGUGCGAUUUUUUAUUUCAAUUAUGAACAAUUCAAAAAGUGUUUCAUACCGCAAAUGUGGUGUGAAAUACCGUAAGAAUAGAAAUUCGCUACAUUCAGCUAAAUAUGUAAUUAGUCACUUCACGUUACCGAAGGACUCUGAAAGACGUGCGAUGUGGAUUGAGAAUGGUGUCCCCGAAGUGGCUGACAAAAACGUUGUCGUUAAAGAUUAUUUUGAAGACAAAAAUAUGGUCCUGAAUGUUAAUCGUAGAAACAGGUUAACGGAUAAUGCUGUCCCUACCCUCUUUAACGAUGUCAUAUCCCGGCCGCCAGGAACAGACUGCUGAUUCGAAUCAAUAGUAGUUUUAGAGAUUUAGGUCUUUUUUUUUAAGAUCAUUAAUGGGUGUAGGUUUUUGAAUCACCAGCAAAACGGAACAAAUGAUGUAAACUAUUUCAAACU
This is a messenger RNA of Adelges cooleyi (spruce gall adelgid), 613 nucleotides long. RefSeq lists its product as uncharacterized. Bases 198 to 500 code for a protein of 100 amino acids. The record is from RefSeq and is a predicted model, not a curated record. The transcript has 3 exons. NCBI's taxonomy places the organism in Eukaryota, Metazoa, Arthropoda, Insecta, Hemiptera, Adelgidae.